AUGGUGUCUGGCGAUACCCAUCUAUCACCUUCAUCAUGCAACACCUCUGUGGAAGUCAUCUAUAACGAUGCUCUUGCGUUUUCAAUCUAUGUUUACACAGAUGUUUUCAUAUUCUAA
Messenger RNA from Arabidopsis thaliana (thale cress), 117 nucleotides. RefSeq lists its product as uncharacterized. The record is from RefSeq and is marked reviewed. NCBI's taxonomy places the organism in Eukaryota, Viridiplantae, Streptophyta, Magnoliopsida, Brassicales, Brassicaceae. The coding region runs from base 1 to 117 and encodes 38 amino acids. The transcript is spliced from 2 exons.